UAUUUUAUUUUAAACUUUAAAUUUUAAUUGUUUAAAAUUUGUAUAAAAUGUUAAAACAAUAGUCUUAGCUCGGAAGUUAGUAGCUUCUGGCAAGAAACAGCUCAAACUCUCCAGGAAUGGUGACAAGUCACCUCCUGAUUGGCCUAAAACCUAAGCAAAAGUCAAUGGCCUCGGUCCCAUCUAGUCAACGUUGAAGAGGUCAUGUUGACAAGUCUGGAACAAACAAAAGAUCUAAUCUUUUCUACUCGUUUUUGCUUUCGUAUAAAAUCCUUUGCUUUCUUCCUCUCAUCUUGAAACACAUUCUAAAACAAAAACAAAUCAAUACAAGAACAUAAAAAUAUACGUUUUGCUCAAAAGACUUGUGAAUCAAGUUUUGUGGAUACUUAUGUCUAUGGAGAAGAAACAUCUUGGCAUUAACUCUCUGAGUUAUCAUUCCACAGAAGACGAAGAAGACAGCAACUGCAAGAACAGCGUCUUCUUCGGAUUGUUUGAUGAUUCUGAAUCAACAAGACUAAGAAGUGGGAGCAUGAAGAGACAGUACAGCGACAUUGGAGAUCUCUACCACAAACUUUUUAAAGAACAGCAUGAUGAUGACGGCGGUUUGAGGAUGAACAUGAGAGUCUUGACGGUAAUAGAGUAUAUGAGAGAGCUUUACGUUGAGCAACUUCAGCUGCUUAAAAAGAUGUUUCCAGGCGGAGCCAAAGACAAGUUUCUUGGUUUCUUCAACAAAAUCGGAGACGCUAUGUCCCAAUUCAAACAAGAAUCUCGUCUUUCUCCUACAAAGUCAAUGACUAUGCAGAGGAGUCUCAGCGCUGGUUCGCCACGAUUCACCUCGAGAGGUAUCAAUCUUGGUCCACCAGACUUGAGAGAUGAAUGGUUUAAAGUAAGGACGGUCGACGCAGGAGGUGGUGGAGCUGAUGGAGGAGAUAAAGGUGGCUCCGCAGCUGGUCAAGACCAAACCAAGAAGUAGUCUGGCUUUGUGACAUGUGGGCCAUGGAUGAUCAAAUCUUGCAUUACACAAAGACGUUACUUUUUGCUAAUAAAUGGAAUGAAAUGUGAUGCGUGUGUUAUAAGUUAGGGUUCAGUUAAAUACUCAUGAGUCUAUUUUCUAAGGUUGAUUCUUUGUUGUAAUAAGGUGUUUAAAAAAAAAAGAUUCUUUGUUGUAAAUA
Molecule: messenger RNA, 1169 nt
Organism: Brassica rapa (field mustard)
Lineage: Eukaryota; Viridiplantae; Streptophyta; Magnoliopsida; Brassicales; Brassicaceae
Source: RefSeq, a predicted model, not a curated record